Molecule: messenger RNA, 3232 nt
Organism: Bombus terrestris (buff-tailed bumblebee)
Lineage: Eukaryota; Metazoa; Arthropoda; Insecta; Hymenoptera; Apidae
Exons: 1
Coding region: 684-1376 (230 amino acids)
Source: RefSeq, a predicted model, not a curated record
CCGAUUGGUGAAUCGCGUUUCGGACGAGCAGCGUCCGAGAACCGCGUCGGUCGCAUUCAUCCCGAUAUCGCGUCCUCGCAGAUACGACACGAACCCUCACGUGGCGGAGAGGACAUGCGCGCACCCUCGGCAAAGCCGCGACGCUAUAUAAGAGAAGAACGCGAGUCUCCGAGUCUCAGUUCGCUCACGAAAGCGUGCGAAAUACACACGGCAAACCCGGCAAUCAACGACAAAUUGAUAAAACGCGUGUUUGCGAUUAAAACUGUUCUUCUGGCACACAAGGAUGAACAACUUGGAGAAAGACAGAAAAAGCAUCCUGUAACUAAUAAGAAUACAGAACAGUGGAGAACGGGUGAAAAUAAAAGAUCAACGACCGAUCUACAACGAAGCACUAGUUUCUCUUCGAAAGCAUCGUUUUACGCAAGUAUAAGCACAGUGAAACGAGUGUGGAAUCGAUUAGCCGCACAGAAAUUGAUCAACCGUGACAAAAAGGGCGCGCAUUUGCCAUCGUUUACGCGAAAGUCAGCGAGUCAACGACUGAGCGCGAUCGAACGAAACUCGAGUUGAUCCUGAACGAACGAGUUCUAAUCGAACGAAACGAAAUUUGCGAGCUGGCUAACCGAACGGUGCAGAUUUUCGUCCGCGAUCUCGAUCGAAUCGGUGGCUUUCGUACGUCACUGAGAAUGGAGGACACGACUAGAUUGACCGAUCCGGAAGACGAUCGUCGCCGAGAGCAUCAAAAGGGCGACGGUAAACGAAGAGUCAGCCCGACCGUGGGUCCUGGUUCUUCGAAACAAGAAUUUGGAGACGACGAGUGCAGCACGGACAGUGGUUGCAGCAGCGGUGGAAGUACCGGAAGCGCGGAAAGACUGUCGCGUCGCGGAAGCAGCGAACGAUUAUGCCGCGCCACCAGAUCGCCGAGAACCCAUUGCUACCUGGACCGACUUCGUGGCCGACCAACUCGUUCUCAGGAGAGACUUUCUAGCAUUCAAAGAAGUUCGGAGCGAGUUCGAGCCAAGUCCUCGCGUUCUUGGAGCCCUGGAGACGUUAGAGGCGUUGGAAGAACUUCGGAGUCGCUUUCGUACUCCUCGAGUCCAUCGGACGCCCACAGCAGCACCGACAGCGACUCGUUGAAAAGAUCCAGCACGGCAGAUGCUCUUCGAAGAGCGCUUCAAACUCUCAAGAUAUCCUCCAAGUGGGAAGGGAAGGAGAACAAGCACGCGAAGAAGAGCCCUAAGAGAAUCCUACGCAGUCCGGUGUCCUACACGUACGUCAGAGGUCUUUCGGGCCUACCGACGCAGAGGGUUCCAAGGAACAUGGCACAGCAAUUGACGAUGCCCUGUUCCUGUCAAGAUACCGUUGGUCUCUACCGAUAAGAAGCAAUCACGAUCGAUGGCGAUUCGAGUCGAAGCCGGUUCACUCGGUUCAUCCAAGUUUCAUCCGUUUUACACGAUACACUCGCUCAAUUCCGGUCUCUCUCUCUUUCGCCCUCUUUCUCUCUCUCUCUCUCUCUCUAUCUAUCUAUCUAUCUAUCUAUCUGUCCAUCUCUCUAUCUAUCUAUCUCAUUACAAACGAUUUCGAGUUUCGUUGCGCGAUCGUCUCGAUAUUAAAUCGCGCAUACAACCGAACGGACCUUCCGCUGUUGGACCAUUCUUUGCGUACGAGAUGUUUGCUCGCACGAUCUACACGAAUUCGUAGCACACGCUUCCGUUUCCGUACUUUCUACUUUUGUCAAUCGCGGCCGUUUCCUCGCCGCUGUUUUUUCAAACCUCGACCAAACGAGUGGAUCAAAAUGUAUACGAACUUAGAGCGAUACGAGCGAAAUAAUUGUAACGGACGCAUCUUUCGCUCUCCCGGAAACUUCGCGGAAAGCAUAUCCGGCGCGCUUCUUCCUCCGUCGAGAUUUUCUUUCGUUGCAGGCCGAUCGUAUUCGAUUGGCCGUUGGUCGCUUGGGAGAGAAGAAGGCGAAAAGUGCGGGAAAGUUGCGUUCGUCGUAGGUAGAGGUGCGUCGACGUACAAGUACAUUGUGUUUUAAGUUGUUGGUCUCUUAUUCGUAAACGAGAUAGAUCACGUAGACAGAACGUAGCCAUGUAAGCAUGUAUGUACCUACCUUUUGUAGCAAACGAUUAGUACACUCGAUAAAAACAUGUACAAUAGCGAUACCAAUUACGUUACACGCCAACGAAUUCCAUAGUUGACGAUUAAUCGGCGAUGCGUUUCGAUCGCAAGUGCAAAGAGGAAUAAAACAAGAUGGAAGAAACACAUUCUCAAUGCGCUUCUAUCGAAACGUCGUUUCGCGAAAAGUUAUUAUAUCGUCGCGAAACCGAGGUCGGUUAUCGCGAUAUACGAGUCAAUUACGUGUGAACGCGUCGAGAUCGCUCAACUCUGGUGCUUUUUUUAUAAGGAACGAAUGGAUGGAAACGAUCGUCGAAAGAAUCGAAACGAAACGUUCGCGAUCUCGCGCGAUCUUUAUCGCUAACCGUCCGACGUAACGUUCGGUCGUGAAUAUUUCAGAUAGAUUAGAAUUACUUGUUCGUUAAGGAUACUUUUAAAACAUAUCACGAUUCGCAAAUGGUAUCGUGAACUUCGUUCAGCGCAAUCGUUCGCUCGAGACUAGCAAAUUCGAGCGUGUGCGUGCUACGGCGAGACGUUAAACGAGUUUGCGAAGUUUCUGUUCCUUCUUUCGCAAGGCCUGCUGUGCUAACAGACGCUUGGCGAGUGUCGCGAUGAAAAAGGAGCGGAUCGUUCUGUUUUCGACCUCGUUUUCGUUCCAGUUUCAUUCUCACGCAAGACGAGAAUAACACGGACAAUAACGAUACUCGAAAGACGGACGCCGGUGAGUCGAACGGUUGCGGCGAAACGAAUCCGAACGAAACCAUGGCGAAGGGAAAUCUUUUUCUUAAACUAUCGUCGAAAGUUCUCAUUUACGUGAAGGCGAACGUAAUCGCGGAACGUAUACGCGAUCUUUCAGUGCCUUGUAAAUAUUUACCGCGUGAGUUACAUGGUAUGUCGCGAAAAAAUUGGCACACAGAUGUACGAUAUCUUGCGAGGAGAAAAAAUAGAACGCUAACACACGCCUAAUAAAUGUCUUCGCGAAUUCGAAUUCGCGUAUGCGCGAUGAUUCUCGCGCGAAAAUACAAGAACAGAAAAAAAAAGCGAGAAUGACAGAAUAUGCGAGAAAUGCAGAUUCUCAGGACUGAAUAUUUUAUAUUAAGUAUUACCUAUGUCGAUA